Colletotrichum aenigma is the source of this 2499-nucleotide messenger RNA. RefSeq lists its product as uncharacterized. The transcript has 4 exons. Gene Ontology annotation, biological process: nucleoside metabolic process. The record is from RefSeq and is a predicted model, not a curated record. Gene Ontology annotation, molecular function: catalytic activity; protein binding. Lineage: Eukaryota; Fungi; Ascomycota; Sordariomycetes; Glomerellales; Glomerellaceae. Bases 1 to 2499 code for a protein of 832 amino acids.
AUGUCUGAUCCUCAUAUAUACACCGUCGGUUGGAUCUGCGCCAUUACCGCCGAGUUUGUUGCCGCCCAAGCGUUCCUUGAUGAGGAACACGCCGGCCCGCGACAGACCGCACGACACGACAACAAUAGCUAUGUUCUAGGCAAGACUAGCGGUCAUAACGUCGUCAUUGCUACCUUACCUAACGGCCAAUAUGGCACAACCUCGGCAGCAACGGUCGCUAGAGAUAUGCUCCAUAGCUUUCCGAAUGUGCGUAUUGGGCUGAUGGUAGGUAUCGGUGGCGGCGCACCUAGCCAGAAGCAUGAUAUUCGGCUCGGUGAUGUGGUCGUCAGUACCCCAAAUGGUGGACGAGGAGGCGUGUUCCAGUACGACUUUGGCAAGACCGUACAGAAUUGCAAGUUCCAAGGCACAGGAUUCUUGAACCAGCCGCCGUUGCUGGUACUCUCAGCCCUCACUACGCUUCAGGGCAAAUAUGAAAUGAAAGGCCACCGGCUUAUCGACGAAGUGGACAAGAAUAUCGGGAAGAUCAAGAAGAAGAGCGCAUACGGACAACCUGCUCAAGCAAGCGACAGGCUAUAUAAGCCUAAAAUUGUACAUCCUUCAAGCUGCUGCGAUGACGUAUGCGGCGAUGAUACCGCCAGUCUCAUAGCCCGCCCUGAUCGAGGCGAAGAAGAUGACAAUCCUGCUAUUCACUACGGCUUGAUUGCUAGCGGCAACCAGCUGAUGAAGGACGCGCAUAUCCGGGACAUGUUGAUAAAAGAGAAGGACGUUCUAUGCUUCGAGAUGGAGGCUGCUGGUCUGAUGAACCACUUUCCGUGCCUUGUUACCCGGGGGAUAUGCGAUUACUCUGACUCGCAUAAGAACAAGGAGUGGCAGGGCUUCGCGGCCAUGAUGGCGGCAGCUUAUGCCAAGGAUCUUUUAUACCAGAUUGCGCCAGACACUGUUGAGGCUGAGAAGCCCAUCUCCAAUUCCAUUCAAGAGUUGCUUUCCGACAUUCAAAAGGGUUUACAGUAUUUGAAGCUCGACAAAGGCGAAAAGCUGCCUACCGCCCGAAAGCCCCAAUCUGUUGUGCCAUUCCGCCGCGACUCCGAUUUCGUAAACCGGCCUGACAUCUGGUCAUGGAUUGAAACGCGAUACGCCGGAUCUGAAAUAUGCUUUGCUCUCGUGGGCCUCGGUGGCUUUGGCAUCUUCUGGGUCAAUGCCAGUACUAAAGCGACCUUCCAAGACUCUUACCGUUCCGUAGCAGAAGCUCUGGAGCUCCCUGAUCGCCACGACCCUGGUGUCAACAUUCUAGCGCUGGUACGCGACUGGCUGCAGAGAGAGGAUGUGAGCCGGUGGCUGAUGGUUGUCGACAAUGCCGAUGAUGUUGAGAUGCUCACUAAGACGAAUGAUCAGAAAGAUCCGCCAAUGCCAAUAGCGUCGUAUCUCCCAAAGACAGGCAAUGGCAAGAUUCUCGUGACGUCGCGCAGCUGGGACGCGGCAGAGAAGCUUACGGAUAAUGGCGAGAUGAUCCUGAGAGUUUCGAAAAUGGGGACAUUGCAGGCCCUGCAGCUACUCCAAAAGAAACUCGGCCAAGAUGUCGACGAAGUCACCGCAUUGCGCCUGGCUUUUUUCCUCGACCACAUUCCCCUCGCCUUGAACCAAGCAGCGGCGUAUAUACACAGACGAAGCCGGGGGACCAUCCAGUCAUACAUGGACGAACUCCAAAAGAGUGAGAAGCGGAAAGACGCUUUGCUGCGUAUCGACAGAGGGGAUGCCCGGCGGUACCCCGGUGUGUCCAAUUCUGUCGUUCUGACGUGGCAGUUGACGUUCGAGCAGAUUAAAAAAAAGCAGCCUCGGGCGGCCGACCUCCUGUCGUUGAUGAGCUGCUUCCAGGCACAGAACAUUCCAGAGUAUAUGUUGCACCACUAUGCCAGCGAAGUCUCGAGUGUUGAAGAGAGCGGCGACAACGACGAUGGAGAUUUGGAGGACGACUUGGAGGUGCUCCAGGGUUACUCCCUCGUCACGAUGACAGCCAGAUCAGGGUUCUGUGAGAUGCACCCGCUAGUAAAAUUUUGUACACAGGCCUGGAUUCGGGAUUUUGGUCUCCCAGAGCUGUGGAAGAGACGCUUCCUCAAAUCUGCAUCACGACACUUUCCAUGGGGCGAAUUCGAAACAUGGGAGCAGUGUCAAACGUUAAUGCCCCAUUUACAACCACUACUCAAUCAAAAACCUUCAGAAGAAAGCGACCGGUUGGAAUGGAGCACAUUAGCGACGAAUGUUGCCGGCUACAUGUUUGCGCUGGGCGACUACUCUCGAGCGGAGGUGCUAGCACAAGACGCCAUGAGCAUUUACAUGGAAAGCCUAGGUCGGCAAGAUCCCUCCACGCUGUCGAGCAUGGCCCGCCUGGCUUCAAUAUAUCGAGGACAGGGGCGGUGGAAGGAGGCUGAGGAGCUAGAGGUGCAAGUAAUGGAGACGAGUAAAACCGUCCUUGCGAAAACGUAUAAGGCUCUGGGCAAAUGA